GGGAGCCACCUGGUUCUUUUAGCCAUGAAGGCAGAGACUGUGCCCCCAAGCCAGGGGACCCCAGCUGAGUCCAGCUGUAGCCUUAAUAACCUGUUGGGUAGCCGAAAGCUGAUAGCUAUGGGGAUUGUGCUUUGCUGGCUCUUGAUCAUUCACAUUCUGGUCAAUGUGUGGCUUCUUUUCCUUCUGUCUGCAUUGCUAGUGGUGCUGGGAGGAUGGCUGGGCUCAAAUGCCAUUGUGAAUAUUACAGGUCGACUGCACCUGGAACGCUUCAUCCCAGUGGCUGUCUGCCCACCAAGCCCAGAGGCAGAGAGGCAGCUGGAACAGGAAAUCAACCGUACCAUCCGGUUGAUUAUUCGAGACUUUGUGUCAUCCUGGUAUCGCUUAGUGAGCCAGGAGCCAGCCUUUGAGGAAGAGAUGGAGGCAGCCAUGAAAGGGUUGGUCCAGGAGCUCCGAAGGAGAAUGAGCAUGGGGGACAGUCAUGCUCUUGCCCAGAGGCUUCUGACUCUCUGUGGUUGUCAUCUGCAGAGCUAUAUUCAGGCAAAGGCAGCCACUGCGGGGAAGCCCAGUAAUGCAACUGAGCCCUCCCAGCUCUGGGAGGCUUACUGCCAGGCUACUGCCCCACAUCCUGCUGUGAAAAGCCCCAGCUCUGAGGUCACCCAUACUCGUGGCAUUGUUGAUGUGUUACUUCGAGGACUAGUGCCUAAACCUCAUUUGGAGACCCGGACUGGACGCCAUGUAGUGGUUGAACUAAUUACUUGCAAUGUAAUCUUACCAUUGAUCAGCAAGCUAUCUGAUCCUGACUGGAUCCACCUUGUACUUGUAGGCAUCUUUUCCAAGGCCAGAGAUGAUCCAGCGGAAGAAUCUGAACCACUCUGCCCAGCCAGUGCUCUGGAAUUGCCCUCAGUGUCCACAUGUCUGCCACUGAUUGUUGAAGUAGAGAGAUUGCCAGAAAGAAGAGCUCCUUCUCCAGUAUCAGCCCCAGUGCUCCUAAACUGUAGUGAGCCAGAGGGGCCUUCAGACCCCACUCCAGAGGUUGUAGAAGGCCAGGAAGCUAUAGAGGGAGAUUCCGGUGGCAUUCUAGAAGAAAGAAAAGUAGGAAGCAACUCAUCUCAUUUUCUACAGCCAAAUACUCAAGACCCCCUGUUUUUAUGUGAAGAUUCAGAGCUGGAGUCUCCACUCUCUGAAAUGAGCAAAGAAACUCUCAUGCUUAUGACCCCAGGCAACUUCCUCUCUGACAGGAUCCGAGAUGCCCUGUGUGCUCUAGGGGACUCCCAGGUUCUGGAGCCUAAGGAUAGUGAGGGAUCAGAAGGAAUUGAAGCAGAGGCUGAGGAGGAUCCAGGGACAGAAACAGAGACACACCUGCUUGUCUCCAUGCUGAAUGCCUGCCCAGAGAUACAUAUUGACACAGUAGACAAGACUGUAGAGCAAGGAGAUGCCACUUCUCUUACAGUUUUGCCAGAAGGACCAGAUAUAACCUGCCUCCAACGACCUUCAUGCUUACAGAAGGAUCUCACAAAUAGUGUGAGCUCCCUUGAUUCUAGUCUGCCACCGGUUCUGCUUUCCUCCUCUCCAACCAGCUCUCUCAGCUCAGCCACCUUCAGCUUUGAGUCCCUCAGCAGUCCAGAUGGCCCAGUUAUCAUCCAGAACCUUCGUAUCACUGGUACCAUUACUGCCCGCGAGCACAGUGGUACUGGCUUCCACCCGUACACACUCUACACUGUCAAGUAUGAGACAUCCUUUGAUGGUGAGAACACAAGUAGCCUACAGCAGUUGGCCUACCACACUGUGAAUCGCCGCUACCGGGAGUUCUUGAAUCUGCAGACCCGGCUGGAGGAGAAACCGGAUCUACGAAAGUUCAUCAAAAAUGUGAAGGGCCCUAAAAAGCUCUUUCCAGAUCUUCCCUUUGGAAACAUGGAUAGUGACAGAGUAGAAGCCCGUAAGAGCCUUCUGGAAUCAUUUCUAAAGCAAUUAUGUGCCAUUCCUGAGAUAGCCAACACUGAGGAGAUGCAAGAGUUCCUCGCUCUCAAUACUGAUGCUCGUAUUGCCUUUGUCAAGAAACCUUUCAUGGUCUCCAGAAUAGACAAGAUGGUGGUGAGUGCUAUCAUGGAUACCUUGAAAACAGCAUUUCCUCGCUCUGAGCCCCAGAGUCCCACAGAGGAGCUGAGUGAGGCUGAGACAGAAAGCAAGCCCCAAACAGAAGGCAAGAAGGCUAACAAGUCCAGACUGAGGUUCUCAUCCGGUAAAAUUGCUCCAGCACUGAAUAUGACUGAAGCACAUGAGAAGGUACUCUAUUGUAUCCAAGAAGGCAGUAUGGAAUCAGCGAUCCUUUCCCUGUCCGGAAUGGAAUCUUUUAUUGAAAAACAGAACAAGUUGUUAGAAAUGCAGCCAGAGAAAGUCCCAGAAAAUUAUUCUGAACAAAUUCCCAAAGGAUGUGUGGAUGGUUGCUUGUCAGAUACAGCUGUGCCAACUUCUGACCUCAACAACAGUGAUCCAGAGACAGAGACAGAGUUAGCUGACACAGCCAUUAAUCUUCUCCUCUUGUUGCUCAUGGAACAGUGGAGAUGGCUAUGUACUGAAAAUAUGCAGAAAGUUCUUAAUCUGAUGUUUGGAACCCUAAUUCAGAGGUGGCUAGAGGUACAGGUAGAUAAUCUGACAUGUCCACAGCACUGGGUACAGUACCUCCAGCUUCUUCAGGAAUCCAUCUGGCCUGGAGGACUUUUGCCUAAGUUACCACGGCCUGUAAGGACCCAAGAACAGAAGGUGGCUACUAAGAAACAGGCUUUACAGAGUCUGAUGGGAGUCCUGCCAGAUAUUGUAGUAGAAAUCCUUGGAGUGAACAAAUGCCGGCUGAGCUGGGAUCUAGUCUUGGAAUCACUACAGCAACCCCUCAUCAACAGGCAUUUGAUUUACUGCCUUUGGGACAUCAUCCUGGAAUUCUUGGAUCUCAGAGCCUCUGUUGAAGAGUCUACCACAAUCACCUCUGCCUCAGAUACCCCAGGCAGUCCCAAAAUGAUUGGUGUCUCCUCUCAGCUAUAG
Orycteropus afer afer is the source of this 3036-nucleotide messenger RNA. It is a transcript of the gene SNX19, whose product is annotated as sorting nexin 19. The record is from RefSeq and is a predicted model, not a curated record. Gene Ontology annotation, cellular component: early endosome membrane; intracellular membrane-bounded organelle. Lineage: Eukaryota; Metazoa; Chordata; Mammalia; Tubulidentata; Orycteropodidae. Gene Ontology annotation, molecular function: phosphatidylinositol binding.